This is a messenger RNA of Mucor mucedo, 1231 nucleotides long. RefSeq names its product nuclear pore complex subunit Nro1-domain-containing protein. Gene Ontology annotation, cellular component: nucleus. The record is from RefSeq and is a predicted model, not a curated record. Lineage: Eukaryota; Fungi; Mucoromycota; Mucoromycetes; Mucorales; Mucoraceae. Gene Ontology annotation, biological process: translational termination; positive regulation of cellular response to hypoxia; positive regulation of SREBP signaling pathway. The transcript has 2 exons. Gene Ontology annotation, molecular function: protein binding. Bases 43 to 1164 code for a protein of 373 amino acids.
AAAAAGAAAAAGAAAAAAAACUUUUUGUUAAGUUACUAGAUCAUGGCUGUUGAAAAGAAGAGACCCAGAGGUUUAAAAGGCAGCGCCAAAGCCAAAGCCAACAAGAAAUCAAAGGUCGAUGAGACACCUUCUGAAAUCCCUGAAAAUGCUCAAACUGUGGUCAUUGACAAGGUGGUUGAAGAAGGCGAUGAAGUUGGAGAAGCUGCCGCUCUUUAUGAAUCCGCCAUUGAGAAACUUGAAACAGACGCCGCCGCUGCUUUACCUUUGUUGAGAGGUACCAUUCACGAAUCCGAUCGUAUUCUUCGCAACCAUGAAUCAAGCACCCCUUUGCCCGCCUUAUUCUACUUUACUUACGGUGCGGCAUUAUACGAACUCGGUCGAUUAACCGAAGACGAAGAAUUUGAGCCUUACUUGGACGCUGCCCAAGAACGUUUAAACACAGGUCUUGAAUUAAACGACGCUACGAUGGAAGACAAGAUUCGUUUGGCCUUAGCCAAGAUUUGGUUGGCGCAAGCAGCCAGUGCCAUCUCACAGGGAGAUGAACAGGUGGAUACGAUCCCCGCAUUAUCCACACAAGCGUUAGCUACGUUGGAUUCAGUCAUUGCGAAAGGAGAUGUGCCUGCCAAAACCAUGAUUGAAUUAGCGGAUAUUGUUCAAAAUCAUGGUGAUUUGUAUGAAGAUUUCACCUCACGUGAGGUAUUCAGAGUGUGGGCAGAAGACGCAUUAAAUAAGGUUUUGGAAAAGGAGCCUGAAAAUGCCAGUGCAUUGUCUGAAUUAGGUCUGUGUCAAUUAUCCUUGGCCAACUAUCACUUGGAUCAUGAAGAAGAAGAAGAUGAUGAAGAAGAAGAAGAGGAAGAAGAGGCAAAGACAGUAUUGACACAAGGAGAGCAAAAGGCAUAUGAUGCAAUUUUGAACAGUAAAGGCUAUUUUGAAACGGCCAAAGAUUUGCUUGUCAAGUCUAAUCAGGUGUCACCUCAGAUUUUAUCGGAUUUAGCAGAGACUUUAUUGAACCAAGCCAAUCUGGUAUUGAAGGAAGAAGAGCAACUCGAGAUCUAUCACCGUGUUGUAGAAAAUAUCAAGGAAGCCAAUGCUUUGAUUGCCGAAAAGAAUUUGGAUUUCAUUUUACCUGAAGCAUUAACUUCAUUUUUGGAGGAAUUCGAGUAACUUUUUUUUUUAAAGCUCCUUUAAAUUGUUUUGUCCCUCCCACACUUUUUUUAUUUUUGAUAUCUCU